AUGAUUGGUAUUCCAUUGAUCUCAGAAUAUAUCCAUCGAGUGGUAAAGCCACAGAUGGUUGCUGAUCGAGUGGAUUUUUUGAAUUAUUAUACAACAUCUUUGUUAUUAGCUUUAGUGGCAUUGGCUAUCUCAGCAAAACAAUAUUUCGGCUCACCAAUUCAGUGUUGGGUACCGAUGGAAUUCCGAGGUGGUUGGGAAAAGUAUGCAGAGGAUUACUGCUUCAUUCAAAAUUCAUACUAUAUUCCGUUUGCGGAACAGAUACCAGAAGAACUAAAUGAACGAAAAGAUCAGAUCAGCUAUUAUCGAUGGGUGCCAAUAGUGUUAGCAUUACAAGCUUUAAUGUUUUUUGCUCCGAACUAUUUUUGGAAUAUUUUAUAUAAAGAAACAGCAAUACAACCGCAAGGGAUUGUAAAGGAAGCUAAGAAAUGUUCUACUUUACAUGGUCACAGCCGUGAUGUAGAAAUUCAUAAUUUGGCUGCAUAUAUUAGCGAUACAGUAUCAAUUUUCAACUCUCAAAAAGACCUUAAAGUGGGAUUUACUCGAUCGGGCCGUAGUGCUACAAUGUUGUAUUUGCUAACUAAGCUUCUUUAUGUGUUGAAUAUUAUUGGUCAAAUUUACAUGUUAAAUCACUUUUUCGGUGGUCACUAUUUGCAAUGGGGUUUUCAGACAAUAACGGAUUUAGUAUCCGGAAAUGAGUGGAUGGAAUCGUCAAUAUUUCCACGUGUUAUCAUGUGUGAUUUCCAGGUACGUCGUCUGGGUAAUAUACAACGUCAUACUGUACAAUGUGUCAUUAUGAUGAAUAUGAUCAAUGAGAAAUUUUACUUAUUUCUCUUGUUUUGGUUUAUUUUCGUAGGUAUUUGCACGUUAAUUAAUUUUGUAUACUACCUUUUUUUGUUGUGUCUGUCAAGAGCGCGUGCGCGAUUGGUAUUGUGGAAUGUUAACAAACGUGAAUGGAAGUUGUGCGGAUUUCAUAGCGAUGAUAUGAAGCGUUUCGUAGAGGAUUUUCUUCGACCUGAUGGUGUACUUCUGUUGAAAUUCAUCAGUGAACAUGUCGAUGCUAGAAUAUCUCGAGAUCUUGUUAAUGAAUUGAUCCGAAUUUAUUCAAAACAGCAAAACAUAGCCAUAGAAAAUGACAGCAAACAAACAUCGAGUGUAUCCUCAGAUGAGAAGGCAAUACUGAUCAACAAUAAGAUGAAUAAGAAGUAUUGUGGAAAUUUCGGAAAAAAUAUUAAGUCUCUUUACUCUUCAAAAGGCAAUAUACCGAUACCAAGUCAAAUGUUACAUUCACCGCCCUAUAGGACCAGCUAUGAAAGUGCACCUGCCCUAGAAGAUCUCGUCGAUGGAACUUUACCUAUUCGAGCGAUGGCACGCGCUCGAAUUACACAGCCUCAAAAUCAUUCCACCGAAAAUGUUUAUGGUAGUCCUGAAUCGCAGUUGCGACAGAAUACACCUACUGAAGUUUAA
This is a messenger RNA of Cercopithifilaria johnstoni, 1464 nucleotides long. The record is from the annotation of a GenBank genome assembly. Lineage: Eukaryota; Metazoa; Nematoda; Chromadorea; Rhabditida; Onchocercidae.